Messenger RNA from Nematostella vectensis (starlet sea anemone), 2037 nucleotides. RefSeq lists its product as uncharacterized. Lineage: Eukaryota; Metazoa; Cnidaria; Anthozoa; Actiniaria; Edwardsiidae. The coding region runs from base 161 to 1900 and encodes 579 amino acids. The record is from RefSeq and is a predicted model, not a curated record. The transcript has 5 exons.
UUUUGUCAACAUCGGCCGUCAUUCAGACGUCACCGAUAUCAAGAAGGCGAGCAAUGGGGGAAGUACACUCACGAUGACGUCAUGACACUGUAUAUAACGCAAGCUUUCCGCAUAGGGGUAAACACAAAAGAACGCUCUACAUGAAAAGAUUACAUCCCUGAUGAGAAUACAACUCUUGCCGAUGUGUUGCAUGAAAUGGCACUCCGUGGGCCCUCGUUUUCUUUGGAGAUUCGUCGCUUGUUUCGCUUCUUAUUUGCUGAUCCUUGGAGCCAUAAGUUUUGGUCUUGGCAUUAAGUUGAUGGAGUACGCUGAACGGCCCGACUUGACUCCCGUUAUUUCAGGUUUACCGACACUUGUUGCUGGAAUUCUUGGAUUGUUUGGAAGAUUAGGAAAGAAAAAAUGGACUGUCACGUGUUUCACUGUCGCUUGUGUGAUAUCUGGGGUGCUCUCCGUACACAUGACGUAUAGGUUCAUUGGCAAAGAAGUCAAAAAUCUCCCGCUGUACGACGAGCGAUGCCGAUCAGAAAGGGAGGACAGUAAUUAUCACUGCAUUCUUCAAGUCGGCACUGUUAUACUUAGCGUUGUAGCCGCCAUGAUGAUUCCCAUACUUCCAGUAGGACUAGGCAUCUACUUCACAGCCAACAGAAUUCUGAAGAACAAAGAAUGCUAUAUCUUAUGCUGCCUCUCUUUUGGGGACACCUCGCCCUCUCAUGAGAAAGUCCGAGCCCCACCCAAAGGUCACUACCUGCGCGGGAGAGCAGAUGAACCAGUUGCUCGCUACACGUCCACAGGGUCCCUCAGUCACCCAAACACCACAACCAAGACCACACGUCUGAGCAAGGAAGAACUUGAAUACUUACCUAUGAUACCCAACUUCAAAGAUUUAGCGAAGGAAAAUGAUAAAGAUGGACUCGAAUAUCGAGCCGAAGACUUCUACAGCGGUGAUCGCAAAGAUGAAGAGAAGGAAAAAGGUGCCGAAAAGCAGGAACUCAGUAAGGCGAUGUCGCAGACGGAUGUUGUGACAGACGACGUCGACUUUCUUGUUGGGAAUACACUCUAUCGUUAUGAUACUUUGGAGGAGUUAAGGAUGGGUUACUUGGACCAGACAUUGGAAAAGAGGACUCGCGCAAAGGCUGUUAGCGAUGUGAGUGAUAUUCAUGAAAUAGCUCUCCAGAAAGAAAAAGAAAGGGAAAACGAAGCGAAUGAUCAAGAUAGCGCAAAGGACGUGCCUGCAAGAUCUGAAGAGCUUCUUGCAUGUAAUGAUAAUUUAGGAUAUUUAGCACAUACGCCUAAGGAUAAAUGUCCAGAGGGUUUUGCUGACUCAAUCGGUAAUAAAGAAGUGACUCCUUGUAAGCCAAACGAUACAAGUCCAUUACGAACUCGGAGAGGAGUAAAUCUCACUUUAAAAGGAAGUGGCGAUUUUUUUAUCCAAGGCAAUCCCUCAGCAGCUAGAACUGGAAUAAAGCUUUCACGGCCAUGGUCACAUAACGAUUUACAAACAGGUUCUACACAUAUUGACACAUCGCCAACAGACCCCUGGACCCCUAAUCGAACCCCAAGAGGGAGAUUGUCAUUUGUUGAACUAGAUACCACCCUUGCAAUUGACAAAAGACGUCGCUAUGCUAGCGAAGGUGACGUGAGUCCGAGCAAGAGGCCAAUAACUCAAAAUGAUCUCGAGAUCUCAGGAGAUCAUAGGGGGUUCAAAACAGGGGAGCAACUUAAUGUCGAGGAUCUUAGCUUAUAUAGAGAUGAACAAAUGGAGGCAAUAGAUGAAUUAUUCUCUAAACAAGAAAGAGUUUGGUUGAGUAGCAAGGGAGAUAGAGAAGAGAGUUUUGACUUAUUAAUGGAAAAUAAUAUCACAAGAGAGGAACUAGAUGAACUUCUCCCAUACAUAUUAUAAAAUGUCCACAUUAUAUUAUCACACAAAGAUGAGGUAAGGUAUUUGCAUUCAUAUAGGCAAAGGGAACAAGUACCCAUCUUGAAAGCCUAGAAUCAACGUCUCGCCUUUCCUAUUAAUAAUAAAAGAAACAAAAAUUC